Molecule: messenger RNA, 613 nt
Organism: Indicator indicator
Lineage: Eukaryota; Metazoa; Chordata; Aves; Piciformes; Indicatoridae
Gene: ARL6
Product: ADP ribosylation factor like GTPase 6
Exons: 8
Coding region: 1-585 (194 amino acids)
Biological process (GO): protein localization to cilium; vesicle-mediated transport; cilium assembly
Cellular component (GO): cytoplasm; axoneme
Molecular function (GO): GTPase activity; GTP binding
Source: RefSeq, a predicted model, not a curated record
AUGGGAUUGUUUGACAAGCUAGCAGGAUGGCUUGGGCUGAAGAAAAAGGAGGUUCAUGUUUUGUGCCUUGGCUUGGACAACAGCGGCAAAACAACAAUCAUAAAUAAACUUAAACCUUCAAAUGCUCAAACUCAGGACAUCGUUCCAACAAUAGGAUUCAGUAUAGAGAAAUUCAAGACAUCGAGUUUGUCUUUCACAGUGUUUGAUAUGUCAGGUCAAGGGAGAUACAGAAACCUCUGGGAACAUUAUUACAAAGAAGGCCAAGCCAUUAUUUUUGUCAUUGAUAGCAGUGACAAAUUAAGAAUGGUUGUGGCCAAAGAAGAACUUGACACCCUUCUGAAUCAUCCAGAUAUUAAGCACCGUCGACUACCUAUUCUCUUCUUUGCUAACAAGAUGGACCUCAGGGAUGCAAUAUCAUCUGUGAAAGUAUCUCAGUUACUGUCGUUAGAAAACAUCAAAGACAAGCCCUGGCAUAUCUGUGCUAGUGAUGCUCUUAAAGGAGAAGGAUUACAAGAAGGUGUGGAUUGGCUCCAAGAUCAAAUUACACAAUCAGAUCCAAGCAACGAAGACAUGAGAGAUAAAUAAAAGAUGUACGGUGUUCUUCUACAAACAU